Messenger RNA from Trichogramma pretiosum, 1542 nucleotides. It is a transcript of the gene Sar1, whose product is annotated as GTP-binding protein SAR1b. NCBI's taxonomy places the organism in Eukaryota, Metazoa, Arthropoda, Insecta, Hymenoptera, Trichogrammatidae. The record is from RefSeq and is a predicted model, not a curated record. Gene Ontology annotation, biological process: endoplasmic reticulum to Golgi vesicle-mediated transport; membrane organization; intracellular protein transport. The transcript has 7 exons. Gene Ontology annotation, cellular component: endoplasmic reticulum exit site; COPII vesicle coat. Gene Ontology annotation, molecular function: GTP binding; GTPase activity. Bases 568 to 1149 code for a protein of 193 amino acids.
CACAACUGGCAGCCCAUCUAUCUCUCAAAUCUCUUGUAUAUAUGUGUGUUGUGCUCCGUGUGUAUACACCUGAGUUCGAGCUGCCCGCGAGCCAGAAUCAUCUCUGUUCCCAAACGAACGUCGACGACCGAGUCCCGCAUAGGGCUGCAAACGGGGAGCCAACAUCAGCCUUCUUUCUUCGUGUCUCAAGAGUCGUGCUGCUGCUCUCGCUGAAUUUUUGAGUCUGCGAAUGUACCAAUGCCAAACGUCCGACGUACAGCGGACUAGAGGUUAACCGUGAAUUUCGCAGAGGCUGCUCUGCACGCGCGCUUGCUGGAUCCCCACGUAAGAUGCGAUAAUUGACGAAAGUUUGAUCGUCUCGCCAGUGCAGCAUCGAGAAGAGUUGUCGAACAUGUGCCCGCGUUGAUAAACGAUCGAGUGGGUGAAGAUUCACACGACAGAUAGUCAUCGGUACAGCUAGAUCAUCGCAUUAGUGCAACCAGUGCAAGUUUAUAAAAGCAGCCUUUUGUGAGCUAGUCGUCGUCGUAGUUUUUGUGUUGAAAACCAAUUUGGAACAAAGCCUGGAUCAUGUUCAUUUGGGACUGGUUCACCGGAAUUCUCGGAUAUCUUGGUUUGUACAAGAAGAGUGGUAAACUUCUCUUUCUUGGCUUAGAUAAUGCUGGCAAAACCACAUUACUACAUAUGCUCAAAGAUGACAGGCUCGCACAACAUGUACCCACAUUACAUCCAACAUCGGAAGAAUUAUCUAUUGGUAACAUGAGGUUUACCACAUUUGAUCUUGGUGGUCAUACACAAGCAAGAAGAGUCUGGAAAGAUUAUUUCCCUGCAGUAGACGCAAUAGUGUUUUUGGUAGAUGCUAGUGAUAGAACGAGAUUAACUGAAUCUAGAAAAGAGUUGGAAGUUCUUUUGACUGAUGAACAAUUGAGUCAUUGUCCGGUGCUUGUUCUUGGAAAUAAAAUUGACAAGCCUGGUGCAGCAUCCGAAGAUGAACUUAGGACUUUCUUCGGUCUAUUUGGUCAGACUACUGGCAAGGGUAAGGUUCCUCGUGGAGAUCUUCCUGGACGCCCAUUGGAAUUAUUCAUGUGCUCAGUACUGAAGAGGCAAGGAUAUGGCGAAGGUUUUCGCUGGCUUGCACAGUACAUUGACUGAAUUCAUAAAAUUUACAUCUGUACACAUCAACUCCCCAGUAAAACAUGGUUUUCAAAAUUACUCUUCGUUCUUCACGUUGGCGUUAGUAUGACAGGAUGAAUUAAAUUUCUAUUGAAAAACUGUAUUUAAAUAAUAGGUGAGGGUUUCAGUGAAUUUUAAAACACAAGUCAGGAACAUUGUGUUCAAUGGUGGUUAGUUGUAAGCUCAAGUCCUGUGGUAUCAAAGCCGUGACGAGUCGACACACUUAUUUAUAAUGAAAACUGCAUUCAUGAAAACUCAUCGAAAUUUUUAUUCUAUAGAGUUUACUUAGAAAAUAAAGUGACAUACUGAGGAGUGAUUGGAACAUUUUUAAUAAUGAAAACAAUAAUAAAUUAAUUAUUUAAGAAGUCCAGA